AAACGAAUAACAUUGAUCACAAAACUUCAUUAUCCUCUUCAUUAUAACAUCGUACAACUACUAUAUUCUUUUUGAAUAAUAAAAACCGUGUUUGACUGGGACACGUGGAAAACUACUGGUUGCUAGUCAACCAACAGACACUUUAGCAUUCGUAUGUGUUUUAUCGUGAAAAUUUUCAUAACAAGUUCUCAUUAUUACAGCGAAAUGUAAAUUAUAAACCGUUGAAAAGAUUUCUCGUUAAAAGAUCACUUGCACAAGAAUUUGGUUGCAAAGAUUUUUAUUAAAAUGACGUAACGCAGAGGACAUAAAAAUGAUACAAAUGAAUGCAACAAUAUUAAAGUCUUGGCUACUACGAGGAGAAUUUGAGAAAUUGGAACAUGUUGUCCUAGAAGGACGUGGAGCACGAUUGUUGGGUGAAGUUUCCCCAGAUCUUAGAACUAGAGUCUUCCUAAAAGGACUCCCAAAUUAUUUGACAAAAAUCUCUCACAUGCACGAUGCAGUUUCACGUGGAUCUUUGAUAGAAGCGCAAAAACUUAUAUUCGAAGAGCCUAAAAAGAAAUUGGCCAUUGCGAAAGAUCCAGCUGGUACUCCUUUGCUGCACAAAGCAGUAUAUCACGAUCAUCAAGAUAUCGUUGAGUGGCUUGUGCAAAAUUAUCCUAUUACCAUUCAACAGAAAGACAGAGAAGGGAGAACAGCAUUGCAUUACUGUGCCGGUUGCAAGGAUCCUGAAGCAAUUUGGGAUGUUCUCAUAGAAAACGAUUGUGACGCGAGUAUCAUCGACAAAAGGGGUAAUCCUGCGGCUUAUUAUUUGGAGCAUAGCUCGGAAAUUGAGCUACCGGAAGUGGAGAACAUGUCGCGCCGGAAGACCAACUCUGGCAAAGAAUGCUUAGACUUCAAACCUUCGAACAUAAGAAUAUGGAUUCACAAUCGAGACAUAGGAAAACUGCAGCAGGUUUUGUGGGAGGGUCAUGGGAACAAAUUACGUAUGGAGACCAGCAACAACACUCGAGUGAAGAGAUUUUUAGAAGCUGUACCGUUCAUUAUGGGGACCGUGAAAGAUAUUCACACAUUCGUAAUAAAUAACGAUUUAGAGGAGCUCGAAAAUAAAAUAGAGGCCACGUCCCCAAUCGUUCUUUACGGCAAAGAUGGCAACGGUUUGAACGUCUUGCAUAAGGCUUGUGGCUUGGGGUACACGGAAAUCGCAAGAAAUAUCCUCGCGAAAUGCCCUUCCGUUGUGGAAGCGCAGGAGAAUGAUGGAAAGACUCCAUUGCAUUACGCGGCUGCAGCCAAGGAUGAUGGAACUUUGUAUAAUUUGUUAGUCGAAUACGGAGCUGAUGAAAGUAAACUAGAUAACAGAUUAAAGGCGCCAGCAUUUUACAAAAAUCGACCAUCGGACAUAGACCAAUCACUGUUAAACGUGAUACCGGAAGCGCCUCGAGUUGCAGGGACGUCGUAUCCUAAACAUUGGGACUGGAGGAUUUUGGACGCGGAGGAAUUUAUACUUAGAGGAAUGAAGAAGGUUAACAGCGCGGAUAUCGAUAGUGCAUUUGGCAGCGCGGAAUCAGCACCGAAAAAUCUCAGCAGAUCCAUGGAACAGAUAAAAAACGUCGAGGAAGAUCAAAAAGACGAAGAAGAAAACGCGGAGGAUGCAAAGAACGAGGAAAACGCGGAAUCUGCUGAAAAUACGGAGGAUACCAAAAACGAAGAAAAUGAUGCGGAAGAUGCGGAAAACGGGGAAGAUGUGGAAAACGCAGAGAAGAUGGAAGAAACGGAAGAGGCAGAGGUGGCGGAGAAUCCAGAGCCGGAAACCGCGGAAGAGGAUAACGAGGAACAGGAAGCAAAGGUCGAAGAAACGGAAGAGAAGUCGUCGGAUGACGACGUGGUGACAGGUGCAGAGAUGCAAGAAAUGGAGGAGAAUCCAAAGAAUCCGGAGAACGAGGAUGAGGAGGAGAGAGCGGAGGAACCGGAAGGUGAGGAUAAAGCCGAAGAGGAUAAAGCGGAAGAGGAUAAAGAGGAAGCAGAGGAAUCGCAGAAAGAGGAAGAGGGGGACGAACAGGAGGAGGAGAAUAAGACGGAGCAAGAAGAAAGAAAAGAGCCCAGUACUGGUGAUUCUGGUGUCGAUGAUCCCGGAAACGAGGAAGACCAGGUGAUCGUCGGCGAACACGAGGAGCUUCCGGAAGCAGACUUGAACGAGGGCACGAUGACGGCCGAUCCGGAAAUCGAGAAGCUGCUGGAGACCGGCAACAUGGAGCAAUUAGCCGCGCUGGUGCUCAAUGGCGAAGGUAGAAGAUUGGUUGGUAGGCAUUCAGGGAAUACCGAGCUGCAGACGUUCAUCGAUCGUGUCCCUUCGUACAUGGGGAAAAUUCAUGCUGUGCAUAUGGCAGCGCGAGAAGGGAACUUGAGAGAUCUACAAAGCGCUUUAGAUCGUCGCAAAUUUGCAGUUGCGAGAGAUGAAUCAUCGCCACGUGGGGCAACGCCUCUUCAUGUUGCAGUGAUAUUUGGAAACACUACUAUUAUUAGAUAUCUAGCAGGCAGGUUUCCAGAAACUGCUCAUGCAAUCGAUCUCGAUGGCCGAACACCUUUGCACUAUGCAGCUACUCUAGCGGACAACGGCCAUUAUUAUAACCUUCUACUUCACUUGGGUGCCAAUCCUUUAGUUCAAGACAACUUCGGACAAAAAGCGGAUUAUUACAAACAAGACCAGUCCGAAUUCUCUCACAAAUCACUCCUCCGCGAUUUCGGAGCUAAUGAGAAGUUGGCCGACGAGAUAUUGACGGAUAAAGGUAUUUCAUUCGAACGAGACACUUACGAGCACCAUCGAUCACUCCUAAUGAAUCUGUACUACGAUAGUUCUAAAAUUUUCCAAGAUCCUCUAAAAUCAACUAAAUCAAAUUAAUUGACAUAAAACCAUUGCUGUUAACGAUCCAUCCUGUUAAAAAAUUUCCUCAUUGAUUUAUCUCCGCGGCUGUUUCCAUCCGGACGCCCUCGCUCUCAAUGGCCGAAAAACGAAGUUUCUGGAGGCGACGUCUAUUCCUCGCGGCGAGACUUAAACGAACCGGAGACCCUAGCUACCCUGGAGAGAUGUUUCCGUCUUCUGAUCGGCGCGAGACACGGUACGACACCAAAAUCGGCUGGGAACUCCGGUACAUUGAUCGGUCGUUGCCUGAAACGGCCUACAUUCGAUCGUAUCAAGCACCGUGUGACACGCAUGGACCACAAUCUCUUUGAUGUGAUCUGGCCUGCUUUUAAGAAAUACGAUAACUCGAAUUACAACAGCAACGCGAGCAGCGCUUAUUCCGUGAUCAGCAACACCACGGACGAGGACGAGUCGUUGUCCGUGGUCGCGCCGGAUUACGAGAGUUACAUCGUGUUCGCCGAGUUCUUCGACCCUUUAAUCAGAGACGUGCAUUGCGUGACAGCCAGCGGUGAUCUGCCCGACCACCCUCUGCCGAGAUUCUUCUACGAGGACGAAGAGGGCGAGGAGAGUCACGAUACACUGGACGAAGUGACCGUGUCCUCGAUCAAUGCGUACGAUCUCGAUCCUCCGGCCAAAUACGUUCAAGCCGGUGUGAUAGAGUGUUGUAGAAAUCUGGAGAAUUAUACUCUUCCGUUGACGCUGACGGUGAACCAGCUCGAGGAGGUGGAACAAGAGAUCACCAACCGACUGAUGAGCCAAGAGAUCUCGACGAUGAUAGCCGAGGGUAGCAGCGAGGACGAGGCCGGAUCUUACUUCACCCUCAAUGAGAUCCUCGAUCAGCCGAGUCCUAUUAGAGCCCAGCUGGCUGCAGCUGGUCUACUUUUGCCGAUCACCGACUUCGAGCUCCACGACGAUAAACGUCUUCACGGGAAGCAUUGGCCUUACGGUCGAGGUGUGUACGUGGCUUCUGCCGGCGACCUGGCUAUUUGGGUUAAUGUUCAGGAUCAUCUGAGGAUCGUUUCUCGGACAAGUGACACAAGGCCUGGCUUGAUCGGCCAUGCCUACGCGAGAAUGGCGAAAUUGAUGAUGGUGUUCGAUUCGAAAUUGAAAUUCAAGAGGGACAAGAAGCUGGGCUUCCUAAGUGCACGUCCCUACGCGAUUGGCAAUACUCUUAGAUUUAACGUGAUAAUCAAAUUCCCCGAAUUGUCGAAGGAAUUUGAUCAUUUGAAGCAUCUGUGCGUCGUUCGAGGGCUAAGUAUACGGGAGACGGCGAAAAGGGACACGGUACGAAUCGGUAAUCAACAGUCGUUGAGCAUCACCGAAUUGCAGACCCUUCAAGAUUUCUCGAGGGCCGUGCUCAAUGUUCUAGCGUUGGAGAAGGAAUUGUCGAUAAACAAUUCGUUGAAAAUUGCCACCUUGAUCGCUUCAGACGACAAAGUGGACAUAUCGAUAUUUAGAGAAGAAGAGGGUCGCUACUUAGCAUCGUCACUCGGUGAUCCAUUGAUCAGAGGUCUGACAGAAGUUGCCAAUAAUCGUCCAAAAGAUCCAGUUACUUAUCUGGCUACUUAUUUGUACAAUUUUGCCAAUAAAAGCGAUAGCAGCCCGCAGGAACAGGAACCUAAUGUAUUGAUCAUUCCUGAUCGUCCCGAAGAAAACAUAGAGAAUAUCGAAAAUGAGAAUGGAGAUGAGGAUGCUGGUUAUCCGCAAAGUCCGAGUUCCGAUGUACCAGAAUCAGCUUUUAGCAAUCCUAAUAGAGAUGAGCAUGGACAAAGCGUUAUUCAUUUCGCUGCCAUUAGAUCUUAUCCAAAGGACGGCUUGUUCCACCUACUUCAAGAAAGUCAAGUUAACGUUGGUUUCAGAGACGAAUUGUACAGGACGGCUAGAGAUGUAGCUGAAUUGGCAAAUAUUAGAGAAAAUAUCGACGAAAUUGAUCGUUACGUGGCUUAUUUAGCAGCAAGAGGUGAAACAGAAAAAUUAGUAGAAUUAUUAUUAGAAGGAUACGAUCAUAUUUUGGAUGUAGAAGAUGAAGGUGUGAAUAUUGUAAACAUUGCUGAGGAACGAGGACGAGAAGCAACCGUACAAUUUUUACAAUCUAUUCCAAAUUAUGUGACACAACGUGAAGAAGUACAUCAUGAGAUCAGAACAGGCAAUGUAUCAAAAGUGAAGGAAUUAUUAAAUAAAAAUAACGGUGGAGGAAAACUAUUGGCGAUGGGAAAGAAUUCAAUGAGUAGAUGCGCCCUUCACAUUGCAGUACUUCGUGAAAAUAUAGAACUGGUCCAAUACAUUGCGAGAACGUAUCCAGAAACUUUACGUAUCGGUGACAAUUUGGAAAGAACAGCUUUACAUUAUGCAAUGGGUUUACUAACUGUUGAAGAAUUAAGUAAUAUUCUUAUCAAAGCGGGUGCAAAACGUAUAGUGAAGGAUUUAAAAUCACGGCAACCUUCCUAUUAUUUCAUGAACAAAUCAGAUAUAGAGAGACUUCAAGAAGAAGAAGAAAGUAUGAUCAAAAUAGAUCCAUUGGACGAUGCUAAUACCGUGUAAUUGUUCAUUUACACCUUUAAAUAUUUAUGUGUAUGAAAUAUGACAUACAUUGAGAAAGAAUAAAGUGUACAUUCAGCAGGAGAUAAAAUAAUUACAUGUGCCACUUUCUACGUCCUCUUGUGUACUGGAAUUAUCCUAUUUGAUCAAUCUUUGAUAUCCUUUUUCUCAAGGUAUGUCUAAUGUAACGAAUGAAUAGAAGCACUCUUCUGAUCCCGUGUAAAAAUUAUGAUUAUAUAAUGAAUCUAGGUCAUGUAAUAUACAUUACAGUAUUAAUAAUACAAAUAAUAAAAAUAUUCAGUUUUUCCGUA
Molecule: messenger RNA, 5766 nt
Organism: Apis dorsata (giant honeybee)
Lineage: Eukaryota; Metazoa; Arthropoda; Insecta; Hymenoptera; Apidae
Exons: 22
Molecular function (GO): protein binding; kinase activity
Source: RefSeq, a predicted model, not a curated record